This is a messenger RNA of Pyrenophora tritici-repentis Pt-1C-BFP, 1494 nucleotides long. Its product is annotated as Major Facilitator Superfamily protein. Gene Ontology annotation, molecular function: amine transmembrane transporter activity. Lineage: Eukaryota; Fungi; Ascomycota; Dothideomycetes; Pleosporales; Pleosporaceae. The record is from RefSeq and is a predicted model, not a curated record. Gene Ontology annotation, cellular component: plasma membrane. Gene Ontology annotation, biological process: amine transport; transmembrane transport.
AUGCUUUCAGCGAUUGAUACUGAGAAAGCUCAGCACGAAAAGGAGUGCGAUUUGAACAUCGACUCUGACGAAUACCCUUCGCUACCGUUAUCCGAAAUCGAUGUUUCACCACCACCGCCCCCGUAUUCGGCUUUCUCGGUGAAUCGUCAAAGGUUCAUUCUUAUUGUUGUUACAGCAGCAGGCUUCUUUGGACCUCUUUGCGGAGCGAUUUACUUGCCUUCUCUAAAACUGUUCCAAAGGGUCUUUGACGCAUCCGAAUCCGUGAUCAAUGGCACUGUUUCAAUGUACAUGGUCGUCUUCGCAAUUGCACCUCUCUUUGGUGCGACAGCUUCUGAUAUCGGUGGGAGAAAAACAGUGUACAUGGUCGGACUGGGCAGUUUCAUCAUCGCCAACACAUUGCUUGCAGUGCUGCCAGCCCAUCUCGCGUCCCUGUACUUUCUCCGUGUUUUCCAGGCUUUUGGCUCUUGUAUAGUCUUCUCAGUCGGGGCUGGUACAAUCGCUGAUAUUACAGAGCCUGCCAAUCGCGCUUCAGCCCUAUCGUGGUUUCUCAUGGGACCCCAGCUCGGUCCUCUUCUCGGUCCGUUCAUCGGCGGCCAGUUUGCUACUGCCACUAGGUGGAGAUGGAUAUUCGGAUUCCUCUCACUCGCUAGCGUCCCGGUGUACUUGGCCAUAAUUUUUUGUGUGCCGGAAACUUUACGAUCUCUGGUCGGUAAUGGCACUGCUCUUGCGAACCAACCUUGGUUUUCGAUACCAAGCUUCCGAACUAAACCUUGUACCGACUCGAAAAUCCCAAAAGGUCCUCGGCCAUCGCUGCUGGAGUUCGGACGCCUCCUCAAAUAUCCUCCUCAAUUGAUAGUCUCUUUCAACGGAGCCGUCCAGUUUGCAGGCGUUUAUGGCAUGUAUAUUUCCUUCCCGACGAUCUGGGAAGACGGAUAUCAUUGGACCAGUGCAGAGGUCGGCUAUGGAUACCUAUGCCCUGGUAUUGCAAUGUUUGUCACCGCUAUUCCUGUGGGCUGGCUUUCCGAUCAUAUGAGGAAAAAAGCUCUCGCCAAAAGCCCGGAUGGAAAGGUCGCACCUGAAAGAAGAGUCUUGAUCCAGAUACCAGGUCUACUUAUUGCCGCUGCCGGCAAAAUUAUGUUUGGUUGGUUCACACAGAAACACGUACAUCCAGCCGCCGGGCUUUUCGGCUCGUUCUUAGCAGGAGUCGGCGCUUCCAUGGUCUCUGUGGUGACCGCUUCUUUCCAAACAGAAUGCGACCCGACUCAGGCUGCUAGUGCGGUUGCUUUGGGCGCGUUCCUCCGCAACUUUGCUGCAGCGAUUUGUGCAGCCAUCAUGGCUAGCAUUUUAAAAGGCAUAGGCUGGGGGUGGACCUUUACUGGCCUCGGACUCCUGGACAUUGCCUGUAUACCGGGCGUUGUGCUUGUUAUGGUCCGGGGGGCGAAGUUUCGCGAAGCAUGGAUGCUAAAGAAGCAGCAAACCAAACCUGCGACUUAG